AGGUUUGCAAUUUGCCGGUCAGACACUUCAUAGCCUACUAAUACGCCGCCGUCACGAGCACUAGCCGAAUCGAAACUGCGCUCCUAGGGCUAUUCCUGCGUAACUUGAUACAGAGGUUUCUAUUAGGACCAAUACAGUAAAUGACGAUUGUAUUAGCUGUAAGGUAGACCGUCAUUCGUCGACACCUGGGAGCCUGGGACCUGGCCCAAGGGCACCGCCGAUUGGAGAAUGGCGAAGGAGGAAGUCCAGGACCGGUAUGCCAUUGUAUAUUUCAUCUUCGUCCUUUUGGGGACAGGCACGCUGCUACCAUGGAAUGUCUUCCUCACCGAAAAGGAAUUUUACGACGUCCGCCUUCAUGUUGCGCCAUUCAAUGUAUACAUAACGGAGAACUUUAUGAGCCUUUUUUGCCUUGUCUUCAACACAGCGAACCUCGUGGCGCUGGGCUUCCUAGUCAAGUUCCAAAAGCACUUGUCGCUGCGCGUGUUGGUGCUGCAACCGCUCGUCGUCACCUUCAUCAUGCUGCUGUCAACCGCAGCGCUGGCCCUGCGCACCGAGAUCCCGGGUGACUUGAUGGCCAAGCUCACACUGCCCUCCCUGGCGCUCAUGGGCAUGUGCAUGGCCUUCCUGCAGGGCGGCACCAUGCAGCUGGCCAGCAUCUUCUCAAUAGCGCACAUCAGGGGCGUCGUGUCCGGCAUCGCUGUGGGCGGUCUGGUCACCAGCUCGCUUUCCUUCCUCAGCCAACUCCGAGCAACACAACAAGGCGCCGAUGGCAGCGGCGGCGCAAGCGGCAGCGCAGCCGAUGCCAACGCCAACUCGAUCGGCAUCAGCAUCAUCAGCGCCGUCGCCGAUGUAGAUCCGCACACCUCCCCUGCAUCCGCAGCAUCCGCCGCCGCCGCCGCAGCCGCAGCCUCUGCAGUGGCUCCCGCUGCCUUUGUGUACUUCUCCGCCUCCGCUGCUGUAAUCGGCGCCUGCAUAGCGGGAUACUGGUCGCUGCCCUGGCUGCCGUACGGGCGGUACAAACUGCUGCUGGCGGGCAUUCUGGACGACCCCAAGCAGCGCAAGAUGCUCACGGUGGACGAGGAUUACGAGGAGCCCCUGUUUACCGUUGUAGAAGGCGACAUUGACGGUGCUGCCGCUGCCGCUGCCGGCCCCAGCACCAGCUCCGGAGCCACCCGCACCGAAACCACCCGCGCCGCCAUCAUCUGCGUGGAGUCCGAUUACAGCAUCUACACCCGCACCUGGCAGCAGCGCCACGCCUUCUCCAUCUACUGCCUUGCGCUGUUCCUCUGCCUCUGCGCCACCAUGAGCACACAUCCCGGCUUGUCUGCGUUCAUUUGCUCGGUGGACAACCCGGCUCGUGUGUCGCCCUGUGCGGCGCGCAACGACACGCCGGGGGUGCUGGGACGCAUUCGCGGGGACUUGUUCGUGCCGCUGCUGUUUGUGUUGUUCAGUCUGGGUGACUUCCUGGGUCGCUUCCUCAGCGGCUACGGCCCCUGGUCCCGCGGCGCCCCCAAGCCGCUGUCCAUCCUGGCCUACUCGCUGCUGCGCUGCAGCCUGGCGGCCGCAGUGCUGUUCUGCCACCUGGUGACACCCACCCGCUGGCGCCUGCACGCCUACCUGGACAGGGACCACUGGCCCUGGGGGGUGGUGCUGGCGCUGGGGGCAACGCAGGGCCACCUGAUCAGCACCAUCUGCAUGCACGCGCCCUCCACCCUGAUGCCCACCGAGCAGUCCAGGUACGGCCCCGUCACCUCAUUCGCCAUCUCGGCGGGCUGCUUCGUGGGGUCGUUCGUUUCCAUGGGGCUCUCCUCGGCCUUCCAGGAGCAUUGAGAGGGGCUGGAGAGAGUCAGAGCAUCAGCUGCUCUGCUGUUUACUUUGGCCCCACAUGUACCGCUAUAGUAGCAUCUCGAGGUUUGGGCGAAAGAGGGCCUGUGGUAUGGGGAGGUGGUGGUACCGGUAGUUAAUGUUGACCGUUAAUCGAGACGCGGGAUGUAACUGAUUAGUCAGGUCUGAGCAAACUAACGGUGGAGUCGGAGUCUUGGAUGGCGUGUACCGCCGUUUGGCGGUUGUGGUAGUGUACCUUGCUGCGGUAGGUGCCAAGUUAGGCCAAGCCAUGCACCUUUUGCGUUUGGUGGGGUUGGGUUUGAGACCAACUGGGGACAAGCGCAUCACAGGCUCCUUGCUUCUGUUGCCUUGGAUCCCAUACCUUGUACACUCUUGUAUACGCAACACACUUAUGUAGUUUCCUUUAAGACACCUGUACCAGAAUGCUCGGGAGUAAUGGCUGAGAGUAGAUAGGCUUGGGGUUUCCGGGCCUGUCAUGCGGCCCCGGUGUACUGUACUGCUUGAUUGCCACCCUGACAGCACCUUAUUGCGAAGCGCUGCGUGUAUGAGGUGCGGGUGUGCCUUCCCUUGACGAUGCGUUGGGGACUUGGGGUCUGGAUCACUUGCUUGUACCUUUGCACGUAAUCCGUACGAAACCCAAUGUAUGUAUGUUUAAAACCGGUGUAGCGGUGUUAUGAAAACUGCUGACACACCCACUCUUGCACAUAGGUCUUUUGCUGCUCCUGGCAGCGCUGCUCUGUGCUUUUGCACUUCAUGUGAUGUGCCCGCAGACGUCCGGACGCUAAGGGCGGUGCUUUGUAGCUUUCGGUUGCUCGGGCUGAGAGCAUGCAUUGGGUGGAUGUUUCGUUUGUGUCCAUGCAGCUCAGUUCUUGGUUCACAUGAUACUGACGCCAUGGGAUUUUAGUAGGCAUCAAGGGGCAAGGUAGGCGAGAGGGAGGGGAUGCACCCAUGCAUGGCUGGACACGUAACUAACUGAGGGACGGCGAGGGUAUUAGUUCAUUUUCCGGGUGGCCGGAUGAUGAGCUGACAAGGUGAAUGUACUUAAGCCGGCGGUUAGCGUUUUGAAAUUGGUUCAGGUUAAGCUGUUGAAACCCGCCCCCCGCAUCUUACUUCCUUUACCUUCUCCAAGCUAUAGCAGCAGGUACUAAGCCUACUUGCGAGGUCCACGUUGAGUAAUUUCAGCAAAGUUACCCCCUGUGCUGUUGAUUGCCCUGCUCCCGAGAGUGGCGCAUUGAGCAUGAUUUCAAGUGUUACCAGGCGAUAUGUUAUUACCUUUCAUUGCUCACUCCUUCAAUAUUGGAGGCGUGCAAAACAAUUCGAGCAUUAUACCCGACAAAGGGGUAAGUCUUCCGAAAGGAGGGAAC
Molecule: messenger RNA, 3209 nt
Organism: Astrephomene gubernaculifera
Lineage: Eukaryota; Viridiplantae; Chlorophyta; Chlorophyceae; Chlamydomonadales; Astrephomenaceae
Source: the annotation of a GenBank genome assembly